This is a messenger RNA of Elgaria multicarinata webbii, 459 nucleotides long. RefSeq names its product basic phospholipase A2 Ts-G6D49-like. Gene Ontology annotation, biological process: arachidonate secretion; lipid catabolic process; negative regulation of T cell proliferation. The record is from RefSeq and is a predicted model, not a curated record. The transcript has 4 exons. Gene Ontology annotation, molecular function: phospholipid binding; calcium ion binding. The coding region runs from base 1 to 459 and encodes 152 amino acids. Lineage: Eukaryota; Metazoa; Chordata; Lepidosauria; Squamata; Anguidae.
AUGAAGAAACUCUUCUCCCUGGCUCUGCUGGUCGCCUCUUACGUUCUUGCUCCUCAUGGGAAGGAUGAAGACCGUGAAAGAAUGGUUAUGGAUACGGCUAAAGUCAACGAAAGCCUCUUUCGGUCCUAUGGCUGCUACUGUGGAGUCGAAAGUACUGAAAAUGGCGAACCCAAGGAUUAUAUCGAUGUCUGCUGCCAAAUCCUUAACUGCUGCUAUGAGGCUCUAAGGAUGGUCAGGUGUGAUCCCAAAAUGAGCAGCUAUAAGUACACCUAUGAUGGUGAAGUCGUUGAAUGCUAUACGGCAAACCGUGCCUUGUGGUGUGAAACAAAUGUGUGUUCCUGCGACCGAUAUUAUUCUAUUUGCUUGAUCGAUUCCCAUCGUUUAUUCAAUGAAGAGUUUGUUCCCUCUGGCCUGAGGGACUGCCCAGGAUCUGCCCCAAAGGAAUGCUUCAUCAAGUAA